Messenger RNA from Pararge aegeria (speckled wood butterfly), 4529 nucleotides. RefSeq lists its product as uncharacterized. The transcript is spliced from 17 exons. Gene Ontology annotation, cellular component: P-body. Gene Ontology annotation, molecular function: RNA binding. The record is from RefSeq and is a predicted model, not a curated record. Gene Ontology annotation, biological process: deadenylation-dependent decapping of nuclear-transcribed mRNA; P-body assembly. Lineage: Eukaryota; Metazoa; Arthropoda; Insecta; Lepidoptera; Nymphalidae. Bases 69 to 3353 code for a protein of 1094 amino acids.
CAGCACCGUUGCGACACAAUAGCGUGACAAGUCAUGUCAUUUUCUCUCAUGAUAUAUGAAAAAAUCCAAUGGCAGAUUCUUUUUUCGGGUUCGAUACUUCGUUAUCGAACUUAAAUGACGAUGAAGGCGGAGGAGAGCCAUCAGAGGAUGAGUACGAUGCUCUCAACGAUGAGACCUUUGGACAAGACUCGGAUGAGUUUGAUUGGGAGGUGGAACAUGAACAUCUUGCAGAACAGCUCGAAAGUAGCCGUAGAUAUGCAGCCCUUGAGGAUGCUGAUUCUCGCCUUGAGGCAUCGCUGUCCCAGCUAGUCUUUGAUGAAACAGAUGCACCCCUUUCACGCAGCCUUGGCUCCAGUGUAUGGAGACAUGAUCCACCUUUGUCAACUCCAACUGUACCAACGCCAGGACCGACGCUCAAGAAUGUCUGUACGGUUGAAGAGUUGGAAAGACAGCUGCGGCAAAACCACAUCCCGCAAAACUUUACACAGAACUACUUCCAGCCUAGAUUCCCGGUCAUUCUUCAACGACCGCCCGGACUUCAAGGACCGGUACCUCCCCCAUUUGCGCCGGUACCGACACAGCAACAGACAAACAUGGCACCCAUUAGCCAACCGCAUAGUAAAAUAAUUGGCCCAAACACGCAGAUGGGACAAACAAACCCCAUGAUGAACCACAUGACGCCUAACAUCAACCAAAUCGGGCCAAAUAUGAGCCAUUUAAAUCAAAACGUUAAUCAGAUGGGUCAAAACGUUAAUCAAAUGGGUCAAAAUAUGAACCAAAUGGGACCAACUAUAAACCAAAUGAGUCAAAACAUGGGCCAAAUGGGUCAAGGUGUCAACCAGUUGGGCCAGAAUAUGGGGAAUCAGAUGGGACAAAAUAUGAACCCAAUGGGACAGAACUUAAACCAAAUGGGACAGAACCAAAUGGGCCACAAUCAGUUCAUGCAAAAUUCAAACCAAAUGCCAUUUCAGAACAAUAUGGGACAGGGAAUGAUGAAUCAGAUGCAGACUAUGCAUCAGAUAGGUCAGAACAGUGUUAUGCAAAACCAGAUGAAUCAAAGUAUGAACCAAAUGGGACAUAACAUGAACCAGAUGGCUCCGAAUGUGAACCAGAUGACCUCAAACAAAAUGUCUUCCAAUAUGAACCAGAUUGGACAAAAUGUCAACCAAAUCAGGCCUAAUAUGAACCAAGUUGGUAAAAAUAUGGGACAAAAUCAGUUGAUCCCAAAUGGUAAUCAGUUUGGUAUGAACCAGUUUUCUCAUAAUAUGAUGGCUCAACCAAGGAUGAUGCCCCCUCCGGGAAUGGGUAUGCCAAGGCAGAGUUUUAGUCCAAAUAUGAAUCAGUUUAACCAGAAUUUUCGUGGGCCAUCAAUACCACCAAAAAAUGAGCAACCGAUGUUACAACCUAACAUGAUGAACCACCCGAUUAAACAAAUCAACCAGAUGAACCAAACCAAUCAAGUGAACCAAAAUAUGAAUCAACACAUCAAACCGAUUCUAAACCAAUCGCCACCAAAUAAGGCACAAAAUUUGAAUCAAACUCUACAGAACAUGAAUCAUCAAAAUGUUCAGAACUUUAGCAAACAGGCCCAAAAUUUAAACCAUUCAGGUCAAAGUUUGAACCAGCAGGGCCAGAAUUUGAACCAUAUGGGUCAAAAUUUGAACCAGCAGGGCCAGAAUUCGAACCUACCGAAAAUAAAGAGCCGAGUUUAUAACAACCAGAAUUUAACAUCACAGAAUUUGGUUCAGUUAAUACAGAAUACACAUCCAAUGUUGCAGUUUAACAAUAGUUUUCACAAUGCGAGCCACCACCCUAUAUUGAAUAAUCGGUUAAAUAAUCAGAUGGUGAAUAACCACCCAAUGUUCAAUAGACAAAAUGGUGCCUUUGGAAAUUCAAAUAGACUAUCAAACAGCGAUGACAGUGCAAGUGAGUCAGAUGACCCCUACGGAGGGUUAAUGACCCAGCGGGAAAAACAAUGGCUUAUAAACAUACAGAUGUUGCAGCUCAAUACAGGAACACCCUAUAUACAUGACUUCUAUUACACGGUGUUUUUAGAGCGGCAGGCGAACAAGGAAAAAGCGGGUGUCAAGGAAGCCCACAAGGCGAAUCAGCAGAAUCAUCCCUUCUAUUCUGGAGCAGUGAAACAAGAGUCAGAGACCCACAGGCACAACCGCGAGAGACACAAUUCACACCGACACAACUCGACGAGUGAAGACCCGCCUAGGACAUACGUUCCUACGCAGUUCGAAAACUCACUUGGGAAGUUGCAGUGCGGCAGCGUGACCGCGCCUCGGAAGAUAAUCGACGUGGAGUUGGUGGCGGAACCGGCUGCAGACCGAGCUUCUCGCGCCCCCAGCGUCUGCAGCACUACUACUCCCGCCGAGAUACCGCGUGAAAUGAAACGGACGAAGCAAAUGUUGCUGGACAUUGAGGCGUUGUACCUCAUUCUACUGAGGCUGGAAGAACUAAAUGAUCCACUGGCGAUAUCCAACGCGCUUAUAUUGAAGGAAAGAGAAGAAAAACAGAGGUUGCUGGAGGCAGCGCAGAAAGAGGCCGAGAAUGAGCCAGAGGAAGACUCCAACUCGUUCCUCAAAACCAUUGAGUCUGUGCAGAGGAGGCCCAAGCAGGACAGCCCUAAGAGCGAGUGUAUAGAUAAAAGACAAGUAGUUAAUCUAGCGGUGAGUCAGAAACCUGUCCCUGUGAAGAAUCUUUUAGACGAAGACAAGGAUGAGAUACUUAACAAGAUGUUUGCAGGACUGCUGUUCGGAGAUAGAGUCCCGCAGAUGAUGACUGUUAGGAAAGGCAGGGUGCUUCUGUCUCGCUUCCUGCAGCGGGUGCCCGCGACGCAUGCGCGCUUGCGUGCGCUGUGGUCGCGCAUCCUGCGAGCACUGCCCUCCGCCUCGCGCAGGGACGACGGCGGUCUCGCAGCGCUAUCACCGCAUUAUCGCAAAUACAUGCACAACACGACGGGCUGGUCUGCUGUGAUCGAGUCCUGCAGCCACCUGUCAGAGGCCUUGGACCCUGCCCGUACGCCCCACGCGCUCACGUCAGCGUUAACGCUGAGCUGUGUCUGUGCACUCAUGGAGAGGGCUAUUCUACUCGUCAACACGCCUGAUGCUACGGCCAACGAGAGGCAGUGGUACAAAUUCCUCAAGACCCUGGCCCGCGCGCUCAAAAACACUUCCCUCACCGUCGCCAGGCCUACACACCCUCUGCCCGAACCAAAAGUUAUGCACCACAUAAAACAACUCGAGUCCAGGACCACGAUAGAAAUCCUACAGCGUGGUAAGGCGGCCGACUUUGACUUGACAAAGAAUGACGUAUCCGAACAGUUGGUCAAACAUUUGUGUUGAUAUCUGCUGAAAUUGGACGAAUGUUUGUCUUGUCGAGCCAAACGUUUAUAUAUGUUAUUAAAUGUUCGCAAAAUGAAUUUGGUGUAAUAUAUGGUUGAACUUGACCAAACGUUGUAAGGGAAUAGUCGUGUUGGAGUAUUUUGGUAAUAGAAUGCGAUGGAAAGUAUUUAUGUGAGUUAUAAUUAUUAUUGAAUAUAGGAAUGUUUUUACUUUCUUAGGAAAUUUAAAAGGGCAGCUCUAAAAGGUUAUUUUUUGUAAAUAAGGAAGUUGGUAAUUUGCCGGGUUAACAAGUUCAUCGAUUAUAUUGAUCUGGGAAAUAAAUUGACUAAUGCAGUAAAGAAGAAACGGUUUUAGAAGUUGAUGUAUUAUAUCUUAACAUGAGAUAUAAUUUAUAAGAACAACAAAAUAUGAUAAUUUACAAUAAUUUAUUAAUAAAUUAUUUUUGCAAUAAACUUGUAUCAAAAGCUCUAGUUUAUUUUCUAAUUAAGUAAGAUAUUUGUUAAUAGGAAAAUACUAAUUGUAAUAGAUUUGUACCUUUAAUCGAAUUUAUAAUCGCUAUGAUCCCAGCAAAUACUAUCAAAUGAGUUGUCUCAACAAGUUAUAAACAGCUUUUGAGUUAGCUCUUUGUGCAUUAUGGGAUACAACUUAACUAAACCAUUAUGUCAAAUAGAAAAAAGAAUAUACAUGUAAUAGGGGUGCAAUCCCAGAAACCAAAAUUAUCCAUCGCGACCAAUUCUAAAAAAAGGAUACCGUCGUAAAAAUAGGUUUAAAAAUAAAUGAAACGAUCUAAUACAGGCCGUAAGUUAAAAUUUCACCGAUUACGUUUGAUUAAAUAGGUAUUAUAUAUAUUUGUAAAAAAAAAUUAGGCCGAAAUUUUAAUUCUUACGGCCGAUUUGUAAAAAUGUAGAUAAAAUCGACAGGGCUUAUGGGCUUAUCUAUUUGAAACCUUAUAGCCUUAACUUUCAAAGUUCAAAAUUGAAUGACGAGAAUUUUUAAUUUGAUCACGCCGAAUUAUGGAAGCACUUCAAAAUAUCACAAAGUUCCUGAAUACUGAAAUGCAUGUUAUUUGUUUUGUGUAUUUUAAACUUAUAUGCCCUUAACAAUUAAUUUGCGUUCCAGUAUACGGCCGCAAGAGUGUUUAUUAUUUUUUUAACUAUUACUUAAUUACUAAGUAGU